Messenger RNA from Drosophila santomea, 4864 nucleotides. It is a transcript of the gene ci, whose product is annotated as transcriptional activator cubitus interruptus. Gene Ontology annotation, cellular component: nucleus. Gene Ontology annotation, biological process: regulation of transcription by RNA polymerase II. The transcript is spliced from 6 exons. Gene Ontology annotation, molecular function: RNA polymerase II cis-regulatory region sequence-specific DNA binding; DNA-binding transcription factor activity, RNA polymerase II-specific. NCBI's taxonomy places the organism in Eukaryota, Metazoa, Arthropoda, Insecta, Diptera, Drosophilidae. The coding region runs from base 429 to 4631 and encodes 1400 amino acids. The record is from RefSeq and is a predicted model, not a curated record.
CGCUCAGUUCACUCGUGAGAAACACAGGAAUAAGACGCAGCAUUCGAAAAUUAUUGACUUGUCUUACAAAACUGAUUUUUAUUGUUCGUUACUUAUACUUGUGAUAUAUAUAUAUGUAUAUAUGUUCGGGACUGUUAAUCAUAUGAAUACACGUGUGAGACGAGCGCAUAGGUUUUCGCAUUUAUAAUAUUUAAGUGAUGUAAAUACUAAAUAUUACAAUGCAAAAACCGACGUUUUAAUCAAAGAAUUUCCUCAAAAUUGUUGAAAUUGCUGACCAAAAGUGGAAAUUAAAGUGUGGAAGUUGAUGAAAUGCCUCUCUUUCAAAAAUGGUUACGCCGACGGUGAAUAUUAUAUAAAAGAAUAUAUGUUGUUGGCUUUCUUGAAUUCAUAAAACGAAGUCGUUCUUGUUGUGGACUAACUUUCAUAAAAUGGACGCUUACGCUUUACCAACAUAUUUUCCACUUGCGUAUUCUGAAUUGCAGUUUUUAGCGUCCAGGCGAGCAGCUGCUGUCGCUGCAGCUGCAACCGUUUUACCAGGAUCCCCAUGUAUGAACCAACUUCACCCAACUGACGUUUCAAGCUCGGUAACAGUUCCAUCAAUGAUUCCAACGGUUGGACCAUCAGAUUCAAUUAAAACUUCAAUUCAACCACCAAUAUGCAAUGAAAACAACCUUCUUGCUAACGCUACUGGUCAGCAGCACAAUCAUCAGCCUCAACAUGUUCACAAUUUGAAUGUUACUGGACAACCACAUGCACACGACUUUCACCCGGCUUAUCGAAUCCCCGGAUACAUGGAACAGUUGUAUUCUCUACAACGAAGUAAUUCAAAUUCAUCAUUUCACGAUCCAUAUGUCAAUUGUGCGUCAGCGUUCCAUCUAGCAGGGCUUGGUUUGGGAUCAGGUGAUUUUUUGGGCAGCCGAGGUAUGAGCUCUCUUGGUGAACUGCAUCAUGCGGCUGUAGCAGCAGCUGCAGCAUCAUCUCUAGCCAGUACUGAAUUUCACUUCAGCGUCGAUGGAAACAGGCGUUUAGGUAGCCCUCGACCACCAGGAGGAAGUAUACGUGCCAGCAUAAGCCGCAAACGAGCCCUUUCGUCAUCGCCUUAUUCCGAUUCAUUUGAUAUUAAUUCUAUGAUUCGAUUUUCGCCAAAUUCAUUAGCCACAAUUAUGAACGGUUCUCGAGGAAGUAGCGCGGCUAGUGGUUCAUACGGUCACAUCUCUGCUACCGCCCUUAACCCCAUGUCUCAUGCACAUUCAACCCGUCUACAACAAAUACAAGCUCAUUUGUUGCGUGCUAGUGCAGGUCUAUUAAAUCCGAUGACAUCACAACAAGCUGCUGCAUCCGGAUUUUCUAUAGGGCAUAUGGCAGCCUCUGCUUCUUUGAGAGUAAAUGAAGUACAUCCUAAUUUAAGCGAUUCACCUAGACAGAUUACAACAUCUUCAACUGCAAGGCUUGUUAAUGCGGAUCCAAACCAGGUCGCAGCGGCAACACUCUCGUUGAAGAACUUGGAUGAUGCAAGAAAAAAAAAAGGACAUUUUAAAGAUGUUAUCACUGAGCAGCCUUCAUCAACAUCUGGAGCCGUAGCUCAAGUAGAAGCCGACAGUGCCUCAUCACAGUUGUCUGACCGUUGUUACAACAACGGAGUAAAUCAUAUUAAAAGCAUUCCGGGUGACGUUAAAGCAAGCACCCGCUUGGAUGAUUAUGUUAAUUGCGGAUCAGCCUCGAAUCCAUCAAAUGAAUAUGAUUGUGCUAAUGCUGAUACAACGGAUAUCAAGGAUGAACCUGGAGAUUUUAUUGAAACGAAUUGUCAUUGGCGUAGCUGUUGCAUUGAGUUUAUUACUCAAGAUGAACUUGUUAAACAUAUAAACAAUGACCAUAUCCAAACUAAUAAGAAAGCUUUUGUCUGUCGAUGGGAAGAUUGUACUCGCGGAGAAAAACCAUUUAAAGCGCAGUAUAUGCUUGUUGUGCAUAUGCGUCGCCAUACCGGUGAAAAGCCACACAAAUGCACGUUUGAAGGCUGCUUUAAGGCAUAUUCACGUUUGGAAAACUUGAAAACUCAUUUACGGUCACACACAGGAGAAAAACCAUACACUUGCGAGUAUCCGGGAUGUAGCAAAGCCUUUAGUAACGCUAGUGAUCGUGCAAAGCACCAAAACAGGACACACAGUAAUGAGAAACCGUACAUUUGUAAAGCACCUGGAUGCACAAAACGUUACACUGACCCAAGCUCUCUGAGAAAACAUGUAAAAACAGUCCAUGGUGCUGAGUUUUAUGCAAAUAAAAAACAUAAAGGAUUGCCUCUAGAUGACGUAAACUCUCGGUUACAACGAGACAACAGUCAAGGUCGACAUAAUCUUCAAGAGCACAAUAUCGACUCAAGCCCUUGCAGUGAAGACUCACAUAUAGGAAAAAUAUUAGGCACGUCUAGUCCUAGCAUUAAAUCUGAAUCUGAUAUAAGCUCAUCUAAUCAUCAGUUAGUAAAUGGAGUUCGAGCAUCGGACGGUUUGUUAACAUAUUCGCCAGAUGAUCUUGCUGAAAAUCUUCAUUUAGAUGACGGCUGGAAUUGUGACGACGACGUGGACGUAGCAGACCUACCAAUUGUUUUACGUGCUAUGGUAAAUAUUGGUAGCGGAAAUGCGUCUGCCUCAGCUAUUGGAGGUGCUGUUUUGGCUAGGCAACGGUUUAGAAGUCGUCUUCAAACUAAAGGUAUAAACUCAAGUACGAUAAUGCUCUGCAACAUUCCGGAAAGCAAUCGUACCAUUGGAAUUAGCGAACUUAAUCAGCGUAUUACAGAACUAAAAAUGGAGCCAUGUACCGCUGGUGAUAUUAAAAUUCCAAGUUCCACCAACACGGCCAUAGAAGUAUUUCCGGAAGACCUCUUACAAAAUCAUACAACUUUUCGUAAUACAGUAUUGAAUAAGCAAGGAAUUUCCACAGUUUCUGGCUCGGUGCAAGGUCAGUUUCGCCGCGAUAGUCAAAAUUCGACAGCAAGCACUUAUUACGGUAGUAUGCAAAGUCGCCGUAGCAGUCAAUCAUCACAGGUGUCUUCUAUACCUACUAUGAGACCAAUCCCCUCGUGUACUACGACUGCAGCUUCUUUUUAUGAUCCCAUUUCACCAGGGUGCUCACGGCGCUCUAGCCAAAUGUCAAAUGGUGUUAACUGCUAUGCAUUUACAUCCACAUCAGGAUUACCCAUAAUAAACAAGGACUUGAAUGCAUCUAUUAAUAAACCAAAUCCUGAUGUUCAGGGUGUUGGAAUUUACAAUAGCUGUCUUCCCCCGCCUCCAUCAUCCCACUUAAUCGCCACAAAUUUAAAACGCUUACAGGAAAAAGAUUCAGGAAAGUUUUAUCAUAAUUGCAGUAGCGGCCGAUUUUCUAUUCCUAGUUAUAUGAAUUCUCUACACAUGAAAAACAACAAUCAAGUCGGACAAAACGAAUUUGAUAAAUUACGACGUCAAACUGAGCCAGUGCCAAACUUAAAUUUAGAUCCAUUAACAAAUAUUCCUCGCUUAAGUACAACACCGCAUAGCUUUGAUAUUAAUGUUGGAAAGUCUAAUAAUAUAGCAUCGUCAGUUAAUAAGGAUAGUUUAAGAAAGGAACUGUGCACUGCUUCAAUUAAGGCUGACAUAGCAAUGCCUAGUGACCAACAUCCAAAUGAAAGAAUAAAUCUGGAUGAAGUUGAAGAACUUAUACUUCCCGAUGAAAUGCUUCAGUACUUAAGCUUGGUAAAAGAAGACACAAAUUAUACGGAACAAGAACAUCAAGCUUUAGCUAUGGAGUCUAAUGUAUCCGAAAUCUUAGCUUCAAGCCACUACCGAGAACAAUCAAAUAUAUAUUACUCCAAUAAACAAAUUUUAACACCGCCUACGAACGUUGAUAUACAACCAAAUACAACAAAGUUUACAGUACAAGACAAAUUUCCAAUGACGGCGAUCGGGGGUUCAUUCAAUCAGAGAGAAUCUAGUACCCUAACUGUACCAAAUGAACAUGGGCAUGCCAAAUGCGGUGGCUUCCAACAGUCUGGAAAAUAUAUAAACACUGACAUUGCUUUUAAGCAGCAAACUUUGUUACCAUCAGCCUAUCAACGACAACCAGAAAAAUUUAAUUUUAAUCAAAUCAUAGAUUCAUCGAUGACUAGCUUGCCAGAGCUUAAUGUAGUUUCAAUAUAUCCACGAAACGAAACAGAAAAUAUUUUAAAAGUAAACGGACGCCAUGAUAAUGAAAUCCAAUGCGGAAUUAUAAGUCAGUCUCAAAUGUCUCCUUCUGCUAAUUUGAAUAAUGAAGGUCAGAUUUCUAGCGUAAAUAUGCAACCAAUAACAACAUCAAAAUUACUUGCCUCUGAAUCACAAAAAAUAGUUUGUGACACCCAGGCGAAUAAUACUUCUGUUAUGCAUUUAGAUACAUACCAGCGUACUUUGGAAUAUGUACAAAGUUGUCAAAACUGGAUGGAGACAAACAGCACAUUUACCAAUCAAAUACAAGGCCUCCCGGAAGUGCAGAUAAACACUACAUUGUGGCCUGAUGUUAGCAGUUCUACACAUCCAUAUCAUGGGACAAAUAUGGUAAUCAACGAUAUGACAACAUCUCUUACUUCCUUACUUGAGGAGAAUAGAUAUCUUCAAAUGAUGCAGUAAAAAAUGUUAUCUAGAUAACACUGACAAAAAAUAAAACAUUUUAUUUUUAGUUUGAACUUUCUUUAUAAGCAAUAAAUAAAUUUAAUUUACAUUGAAAUCCUUGAUUAAGCAACUGUAAUUUACCUACACCUGUAUUUAUAAUCAAAAUCAUUUUAUUAUUCUUCGAAAAGAAUAAUUUUAUUUUAAAAUACAAGCAACAAUAAUGUCUUCCGAUCUAUUUUAGAAAUAAAAAU